UCCCCCGCGCUCUCCGCGGUGACGUGUCCGAGUCCUGGCUGCUGUCCCAGCCACGGCAGCUCAGCUUGGUUUGCGGGCCGGCGUCUUAACGCCAGCCGGGAGCUUUGGGGUGGCAGCGGGUCGUGCGGGGGAGGAUUUUGCGUGUUUUCCGCCUGCAGCCGGGGUUCGGUAGUGCGGGGAGAACCCCGAAACCCAGGGCUGUGAGCUGUGUUCAGAGGCCUCUGCGAACUCGCCCGCGGUUCUAGACUCCACUCCCAGGCCCAGGCCCUGCCUUAAACUCCAACCCCGAGGGUAGCCAUCUGCCCCAAGGGUCUCGGAACCAUCCCAGACGCGGAAUCCCGGCCCAAAGGCGGAUAUCACUGUUAUUAUUAUUUAUCGUGCUUGUUGCCCAGUCUCCAUUCUGGAAUAAAACCCAGAAAAGUCUCAAGAAAUAAUUAUCACAGUAAUGUACUGCGGAGGUCUGAGUCCGGAAUCCUCACACAACGGUCUAACGAAAGUACAGCUGAUUUUUUUUUUUUUUUUUGAACCAUCAGGUGUGUUUCCUGUAGUUGUUAGGCUGGGAACGCUGUCCCUUGACGUGAUUGGUCAGAACCGACACAGCCCUUACCCCUGUAAGGAGCUUGGGCCUCUGUGCUAACCGGGUCAGCUUCUUAUUGCUCCUAGAGAAUUCAGGGACACGAGCUGAGUUCAAGCCAGGCCCUCGCUCUGUUUCUUGUUCAUGUCUUUUCUUGAGUUACAGAAUCUGGAGCCCACCUCCGUGCCCGGGUACCCUAGGGUCCAUUCCACUGAGAACCGGGCUUUGGGGAAAUGAUCCUUUUAGCUGUUCCUUGUAGCCCGACCUGCUUCUGUCCUGUCCAGCACCUGCAGCCGUUGGUUUGAUUGGGGUUUGGGGUAGUACUCGCUUGUAGCAUUUCCAUUAGUCCGGUCUGAUAAAGUUAUGCAGCAAGGAUUUCAGGCCAGUUUGCAUAGGUGCAAACCCUGUCCACAGCAUUUCGGCAUUUCCCGUGGUUACUGAAGGCAUUUCUGAGUCUCUGGCCUUCUGGGAUGCUUCUGCCUUCUGAGAUGCUUCUGCCUUCUGAGAUGCUUCUGCCUUCUGAGAUGCUUCUGCCUUCUGAGAUGGUGUGCCUGCGUUGGUUAUCCACUGCACUGGGCUUUCGGGUUGCCUUGAUUUUGUUCUUUGUCAUGGACUCCUGUGUGGGGUGACUGUGUAUCCCAGAUUCCUAAAGUCAUUUCCGUUUGUACCUAUUGUCCCAGCGUGACAGUAUCCACCCCGGUUCUAUUUAAUAAUAUUCUUGGUUUCAGGCACGGCUAAUGCACAUGACUGAGGAUAGCUAUGAAUGAGGCCCAAAACGAAAUUGUGAUUUUAAAACAUUACGUGAUUUCAUUUAUUCGCUUACUCUUGUAACUUGACGUCACCAUUCUGGGGCUUGAACUUUGUAGAGAGCAAAGUCAUGUUGCGAUGGCGAACGUUCGGACUUGCCUGCUAGGUAACUUAGCACACCCCUGUCCCUAAAGUGAAUGUACAUGUAUUGGUAGGCAGCAAGAGUGGCUGGCGCAUGGCAGAUAAUGUAGAACUCAGGAUGGACCCACAGGUGUCAGAGACCCUUGACUUCAGGACUAGAGGUGGAGCUCAGUGGCCCGGGGUCCGUCUCCAGGGCCAGGCAGAGGCCAAGGGGAAGGAAAAGGAAAACAGAAUUCUAUGGGCAGGGUGUAGAAACACCUAAGUGGUAUUGAGAGUUAUCCAUGGUCACAUGAACCCCCUAGUUACUGUGGGGCUUUAACAUUGAAACCCCUAAAUUCUGCUGUGAUCUCUGUCUCGGUCUAAGGACCGUAAGGCCCCCUGAAUCCAUACCAGGAGCCAGAACCAAUUAGCCAUGGCUAGAGAGUUUCAAAGGCAGUCUAUAAGGUCUACUGCUGGCCUUCUAGAAUUAGGCUCUGAGGUAGGCCACAGGUUAUUGGUAAUAAUGCCCAAUCAUCCUGAUUUGCCAGAGACUGAGGGUUUCCUGGGACAUGGGACUUGCAAUUUUAAAAAAAUAUGUAUUUUAUUUAGUAUUCAUAAUGCUUGGAAUAUGUUUUGAUCAAACAUCCCCAUUCUUUCCCCUCUGGUUCCUCCCCACCACUUUUCCCUCCCAACUUCAUGUGCUCACUCUCUUAAAAAAACAAACAGACAAACAAAACAAACAAAUAAGCAAACAAAAAACCCCACUGAGUCCUUUUAGUACAUGGGUGUGGGACUAUCUACUGGAGCAUGGGAAGCCUCUCAGAGCCUGCAUCCUUGAAGGAGACAGACUCCCAAUUAUCCGUUCAUCUAGGCUAUUUCUAUAUCCUGGCUAUUGUGACUAGAACAAUCAUGGAUGGGCAAGUGUCUUUGCAGAGUCCUUUAAGAAUGUGUCCAGAAGUGGUAUAUCUGGAUCAUAUGGUAGAUCCAUUUCUAGCUUUUUGAGGAAUCACCACACCAAUUUCUAUAGUGGUUACACAGGUUUGCACUCCCCCAACAGUGAAUAAACAUCCCCCUUUCCCCACGUCCACAACAGCAUUUGCCAAUCAGAUCUUCUGGUCUUUUCCCUACUAAGAAGCCUGUCAAAAAUGGCAGCUAGCUGCUAUUGCUAUGAUGUUUCUCCAUGCCAAGGUUUUCUUGGUCACUGGUAAGGGCUAUGAUUCUCUUUUCCACAUGCUCUAGUACCUACACCUCAAGGUAGUGGGCUCAGUGGAAUUUCCUGUUUUGAUCAGAAGAAUCAUAAUGUACACAAGGACUUGGCAAAGCUGAGAUGAGAUUCAAAUUAGGGCCGCCAUAGCCAUGUCUGAAAUACAUAUUCCAGUGAGUGGGGGCACAGAGGUUACAUCAGAGGACUGUGGAUACUCAGCUUCACCCUGUGGGGUGCAGGGAGCUCCAAAGACCAGCUGCCUCUGGGACUCUUCCUCUGCAGGCUUCCCAGAUCAUGUGGUACACUAGCACCCGGGGAAUGGCCCCACGGGUCAACUUUGAGGGGGCCCUCUUCUCUGGCUAUGCACCAGAUGGGGGCCUCUAUGUGCCAGAGGAGUUCCCACAGCUGGACAGAGAGACCCUGCACCACUGGAGCACGCUUUCCUAUCGCAGCCUGGUGAAGGAGCUGUGUGCCCUCUUCAUUGGCCUGGAGCUCAUCCCAAGACAGGACCUAAAUGAUCUGAUUGACCAAGCCUUCAGCAGAUUCCGCCACAGAGAUGUGGUCCAUCUGCGCAGACUGAGGAAUGGGCUGAACAUACUGGAGCUGUGGCAUGGGGUCACAUAUGCCUUUAAGGACCUGUCGCUGUCCUGCACUGCUCAGUUCCUGCAGUACUUCCUGCAGAAGAGGAAGAAGCAUGUCACCAUUGUUGUAGGAACUUCUGGGGACACGGGAAGUGCUGCCAUUGAGAGUGUUCAGGGAUCCAAGAAUAUGGACAUCAUCGUUCUGUUGCCCAAAGGCCAUUGCACAAAGAUUCAGGAGCUCCAGAUGACAACGGUGCUGAAGGAGAAUGUCCAUGUGUUUGGAGUGGAAGGGAACAGUGACGAACUUGAUGAGCCCAUCAAGGCCGUGUUUGCGGAUGUGCCUUUUGUCCAGAGGCACAACCUGAUGAGCUUGAACUCCAUCAACUGGUCUCGGGUCCUGGUGCAGAUGGCACACCACUUCUUCGCUUACUUCCAGUGCGUACCCUCCUUGGACACGCACCCCCUGCCCGCUGUGGAGGUGGUCGUGCCAACAGGGGCUGGGGGUAACCUUGCAGCUGGGUGCAUUGCUCAGAAGAUGGGUCUGCCCAUCCGCCUGGUUGUGGCCGUGAACCGCAAUGACAUCAUCCACAGGACUAUCCAGAAGGGAGACUUCUCUCUGUGUGAGGUUGUCAAGCCAACCCUGGCAUCCGCUAUGGACAUUCAGGUUCCCUACAACAUGGAGAGGAUCUUCUGGCUGCUCUCUGACUCUGACAGCCAGGCAACAAGAGCGCUCAUGGAGCAGUUUGAAAGAACCCAAAGUGUGAGCCUCCCCAAGGAACUACAUAGCAAGCAUCUCCCGGUGCUGCCUGGCCUCUGCCUCUGCAGUCAAAUUCCCAGAAGCAGUCCAGGCUGCUGGGCUAACUCCUCAGACUCCUGCAGAGAUCCUAGCCCUGGAGCACAAGGAGACCCACUGCCUCCCGAUGCGGAGAGGAGAUGACUGGAUGCAGAUGCUGCGGGACACAAUUGAGGGCGUGUCCCAGCGCUGGCAAGGUGGUGCUGUGAACUCCUCAGAAUAGCCAGGCUGGAACUGGUUUGAACACGCUUGUCCCGGGACUCACUAGGACAAGAUGGCUCAGUAGUUAAGAACUCUUGCUGCUCUUCCAGAGGACCCAAGAUUAGUUGCCAGCACCCAUGUCAGGUGACCCACAACCAUGUGUAACUCCAGCUGCAGGAGUUCUGACACUUCUGGCCUCAGUGGGCAAUGCACUCUUGUGCACAGAUACACAUACAGACACGCAUACCUAUAUAUAAUUUAAAAUAAUAAAAAUAAAUCCUUUUUUAAACUUC
Messenger RNA from Peromyscus californicus insignis, 4513 nucleotides. RefSeq names its product threonine synthase like 2 (gene Thnsl2). The transcript is spliced from 7 exons. Bases 2940 to 4163 code for a protein of 407 amino acids. Gene Ontology annotation, biological process: dephosphorylation; 2-oxobutyrate biosynthetic process. NCBI's taxonomy places the organism in Eukaryota, Metazoa, Chordata, Mammalia, Rodentia, Cricetidae. Gene Ontology annotation, molecular function: pyridoxal phosphate binding. The record is from RefSeq and is a predicted model, not a curated record.